Molecule: messenger RNA, 2276 nt
Organism: Coregonus sp. 'balchen'
Lineage: Eukaryota; Metazoa; Chordata; Actinopteri; Salmoniformes; Salmonidae
Source: the annotation of a GenBank genome assembly
AUGGCACUGUUUUACACAAGGUGCUUGCAAGAGCUGCCAAAGAUAACAGUGACAGAUGUACGUCGUCUGGCCAAGACAAGUAGCAAAGCACCGACCUCCAAGUUGGAAAAAGGAUUCAAACUUUAUGUCUCCAGUUACCUUUUCAACUAUGAAGGUAAGUGUAGCCAAGUUGCCUAUCAGACCAGACAAGGAUGUUUACUCAAAGCUGUAACAUAGUUUAUGACUUUAACAGUAGCUAGCUAACAUUAUGAUUGCUCAUUCUUUUUAUUCAAAACAGUUUCGAACAGGGACAAAGUGACAGGAGAGGUCAGCAUAAGGGCUUGCUGCUACAGGUCCAUGAGGAAAAAUUUGAAACCACACAGUUUGAGUGUAGGGUGAAAAGUCAGCUGUUUGUGAGACACUACAUGCCGGUUACACAGUCAGAGAUGAAGCCUAGUCUUAGACUAAGAAGUUCCUGUCAAUGGAGAUCUGCAUUAAGAGGCAUUGCUUAGUCUAGGACUAGGCUUAACCCAUGUCUAUGAAACUGUUCUUAGUGUAGUAACUGUUCAGUCUUCCUUGCUGUUUCUGUAAGCUGUGUUAUGUUGGACGCAUUAGAUUAAAUUUAAACAAGGGCAUAUACCCUUAAUAGAAAAGUUUAAACCCGUAUUGCUGUAAUGAAUUUAGUGGCUGUUGCAUGUUGCGCCAGUCACUUCUGUUUGCUGGUCGUGACACAUGUUGAGUGAUUUUAUAGUCUAAUCAUUUUCUUUUUAUAUCCCCACGUAGGUUGUACUGAAGCCCUCUGAGCCAGUAACAAUGGCACAACAUCACUGUUCAUGUGUUGCUGGCACUGCAUUAUGCAACCACACAGUUGCAUUACUAUUCCAGUCUGCACACUAUUCCCAGAUGGGAACACCAGUUGUCCCACCUGUGCACAGCUGCACAGAGGCCGAGCAGCAGUGGCAUAAGCCAAGGACUAUGGUAUGUUUUAAUAGCUAUACCAUAUAUCAACAUCAUAUGGUUAUAAUCAGAAAUGAUUUAAUGAAAACUUAAAUCGUCUCAUGAUUAGAUUUAGAAUAGUGCCCUUGUACUGUCUUUUUACAGAGUCUGAAACCUGGGCCCAUAGGCAAAAUGACCAUCACCAAGCCCACCAAAAAGAGCAUGGCAGAAGGAGGGAUGAGGUGAGUAUUCCCUAAUAGCCAGUAUAGUAGGUAGUAGCUGGUCAUGUCCUAUUACACUUUGACUAUAUACAAUUUCAGGUGGUUUCAAGUACAUUGUUUAGAUUGGCUAACCACAGCGGCCGCUUUGCUUUGCAGAAGUACACUCUACAGCGCCCUUCUUGGACCGCUCCCUGACCUCUCAGUUCUCCAGAUAGAAGAGGCAUACAAUAACUUUCACCCUCUAUCCAAGCCAUUGAUCUGCAGCAUGGGGAUGUCUGCUGAAAAGCUUUUAGUCGACUCCCACUUCGGAAAGGUACAGGUGGGGAGCCUCCUGUCUUACCAGCAGGCCUUCAAUCACAACGUGACACAUAGUUCACCAUAAGGAGACACCACCAUUCCCUUCACUGCCCCUGGAUGGCUACAGACUGGAGAGCAACUUUCAAGGCUGCACAUUUGUGCUCAGUGAAGAAGACCAGCUUCACAUAGAGUCUCUUCAGGUGAGCUUCGCAACAGCCCAUAAAAUAGAGGAAGCUACUAGAGAACAGAGUGCUGUCUCCGACUGGCAGGUGCUCCGGAAACCAAGACUGACCUCGUCACGGUUCCGAGAGGCUUGCCAUGUGAGAGGGCUGACAUCUGCAGGCAAUCUAGCUGAAAGGAUCCUCAAAGGCACAGCACCAACAGCUGAUAUGAAGAGGGGACUGGAGUUAGAGAUGGAAGCAGCCAGUGACUACUGCAAGAUGCAGAAUGUCAACUUCUCACCCUGUGGCCUCAUCAUACGUCCUAACAUCCCUUGGCUUGCCUCUUCUCCUGAUGGCCUGGUCUACGACCCUCUCUAGCAUCCACCUUUUGGCCUAGUUGAGAUUAAGAACCCAGAACGUAAAGGGUUUUGUGGCUUGCAAGUACGUUCACAUGCAUAACGGUGAACCUUCCCUGAAGAGGCAGCAUGCCUACUACUGGCAAGUUCAAGGUCAGUUCUACAUCACUGGGUUGGAGUGGUGUGACAUUGUUGUCUGUGCGCAUGAGGACAUUCUGUUCGAGAGAAUACACAGAGACCCAGUGGUGUUCUCUCUAAUUAGAGAGAAGGGUGACUGGUACUACUUAUAUGUGUACAUGCAAAAGUUCUUAGGCAGGAAACACUAA